AUGAACAACGAGACUGGAUUAGAAUGCGAAACACAGUCGAUAUUUUUCUACUUUGGUUCACCAGUGGAGUCAAUCAAUGUGUUUAAUCAAACAGGGAAUAAUAGUGAAAUAUUGACGAAAAUCCCUCUGGAUCCUACGACGAGAGCGGUUAAAUUUUCAGUUGGUCCUUUAUAUUUCGGUCAGAAAUAUUCAGUUGUAUUUCAAGUGAAAUAUCCAAAAUCUCUUCGUCCUCCUGUCGUCAAACUUCCUGUCCUGGUUGAAGUUGUAUGCAAACCCUACGAGCGUAGCAGUGCCUUCACAAAUAGAUGUAAGAAGUCAAAAUUCUUCAGAUUCAUGUCUCCAAUAAGCGUUGAAAUCGACUACCGUAUGCAUACUUAUCCAUGCGACUUACCCCAUUAUAUUGCAAUGAAGAAUCCCAAAGUACCGUUGUUGAGUAGUCGACUGACUACAUUUCUGAAUGUUGGUGAUCGACUUUUUUAUUGUGGCCGUGUGCUUAAUUGGCAGUUAUCGUUUGAAGAGCAAAGACGAUGCUUCAUGAUCAGUCCAUUACCCCAAAGAAUAUGGUCAGAUAUGGGACCAAGUGUCGCACAAAUCUUAGCAUACGACAAUUCGUCAGGUGCCCUGCUCGGUUUGGGAGCCAACGGUGGAGGGGCAUUAAAGAGCCUGAACUUUGGAUUAAAAUGGAUUGUAGUCAAUUCAUUUGAGUAUCAAAGAAUUCUGAAUGCUUCAGCACAAAUAAUCACUGCGAGUGUCUUACCUUGGAUUUCAUUGACGGGAUCCUAUGACAAUUCAACUAUUGAGUCGUCUUGCAGUCUUAGUGUGUUGGGGCAGUGGAAAGUCUGUAUUGAUGGAAUUUACGCAAAUCAACUUCUGACAGCUAACUGGACUGUCACAUGCCCGAAAAUCGAACUUUUCAAACGGGGGAACAACUAAAGUUCAAGGUGAAGGAGUGUUGAUAGUUCUUUUAGUUUGACUGUGUAUUUUUCUUUCAUAUCAGGAACAUUUUUGU
Molecule: messenger RNA, 1009 nt
Organism: Trichobilharzia szidati
Lineage: Eukaryota; Metazoa; Platyhelminthes; Trematoda; Strigeidida; Schistosomatidae
Source: the annotation of a GenBank genome assembly